Paramecium primaurelia is the source of this 183-nucleotide messenger RNA. The record is from the annotation of a GenBank genome assembly. Lineage: Eukaryota; Ciliophora; Oligohymenophorea; Peniculida; Parameciidae.
AUGAACAAAUUAAUUGAAAAAAAAGAAAGCAAGUCUCUUGACUUAUAUGUUGUGUUAAGAAACCUAGAAUAUUUAAAAGAUCACUUAGUUAUUUCAGAAAAGAAAAUAAACAGAAAAAAAAUUAAGAUUGAUGAUGACUUAGAAAAAACGAUACUUAUUUGCAAUUCAGAUUAAGAAGACUGA